This is a messenger RNA of Thamnophis sirtalis, 1062 nucleotides long. Lineage: Eukaryota; Metazoa; Chordata; Lepidosauria; Squamata; Natricidae. The record is from RefSeq and is a predicted model, not a curated record.
UGUACAGAGCUUAACGUUCCCUUUCAGCCGAUUUAAGGCUUAGUGUCCUAGGCGAGACGUACACAGAACGAAAUCCCGCGGACCUCAGCCACCCAUCGAUCUCCAGCCACGUUGCCGUAAACAGAGCGCUACCGCGCUCAAUGCUGCUCUUCAGAUCGCGCAUGUGCAGACGCCGCAUCGCUUGAGCUGCGCUUUGCAAAGGCAGGAGGGCGCGCUGCACAUUCGGUUGGGCGCCCAAGUGAUGGCUUUAGUCUGCGGGUGAUCCGCCUCGCGCUUCCGCUGCCCCAGUUCUGCCCGCUGCUUCUCUGCGCCUCUGCCCAGCACCGCGGGGAAAUAUCCCGGGACGAUCCAGCGCAGAGAAGAAAAGGAGCAAAGAGCGGGAAACGAUAGAAGCUCCGCUGCCACCGGCUGGUCUUGUUUUGAAAGUUGCUCCGGCUGCCUCGUCCCACAGCGCAGGCGCUGCCGCAGUGAGGCCGGGCCGGGCUUUGCCAGAGCCGCCAGCAGGAGGAGGAGGAGGAGGAUCGGGGUUGCAGCUCUUUGCUCUCAUCCCACCCACCCCUCACCUCUGAUGAACCUCGCAUCCAGCUAGCCGUGCAAGCGUCUGCAGCCAGAGGAAGGGAGGGAGUCGGGAAAAUUUAUCCGAAACAGCAGUUUGCUCCGACGCCUGGGCCGUUCCAGACAGACGACCUUCCUGGGGCCGCCGCUCAACUAGCCGGGAUGGCCAUUCCGCUUAGCGACAGCGAAAAAAGGAAACAGAUCAGCGUGCGGGGCAUUGCCGGGCUGGGCGAUGUGGCGGAGAUUAGGAAGAGCUUCAAUCGGCACCUCCACUUCACCCUGGUGAAAGAUCGGAAUGUGGCCACCCCGCGGGAUUAUUUUUUCGCCUUGGCGCACACUGUGCGCGAUCACUUGGUGGGACGGUGGAUCCGCACCCAGCAAUAUUAUUACGAGAAGGACCCCAAGCGUAUUUAUUACCUGUCUCUGGAAUUCUACAUGGGCCGAACACUUCAGAAUACAAUGGUGAACCUGGGUCUGCAGAAUGCCUGUGAUGAAGCUAUUUAUCAG